This is a messenger RNA of Topomyia yanbarensis, 3865 nucleotides long. RefSeq lists its product as uncharacterized. The coding region runs from base 263 to 3715 and encodes 1150 amino acids. The transcript is spliced from 3 exons. The record is from RefSeq and is a predicted model, not a curated record. Lineage: Eukaryota; Metazoa; Arthropoda; Insecta; Diptera; Culicidae. Gene Ontology annotation, cellular component: nucleus.
GAAUAAAAUGUCAACUAAAGACUCAAAAGUACAUUAAAAUUAAAUUUUUGUUGAUGUUAGUGGAGUUGAUUUUAAAAUUUUGCAAAUUACUUGUGGAUACGUUUUGCAAUGCAGCGAGAUUCGGUAAACUCCAACAUAAGAAACGGCAAUAGCAUAGUGCUGUGAAUCUAGGUGAAAAUUAACUAAUAUCAGCCAUUCUAUGUAAUCAAACGAUCGACCUUGAGAACAGUGCGUGCUUUUACCCAGCAUUCGCUUGGGAAACAUGGAGGAAUCUCAUCGCAAUAUAAUGGAUCAUUUGGAUCUUGGCACAGGUAGCCACCAUUUGCAAGAGGAUUUAUCAAAAGGGGUACUGCGAACGAUUCACAACGUUGAAAACGGCACCCUUCACUUUAUUACGAUUCCUCCGGCAACAAACGCUCGAGAGCAAGAAUACAUCGAAAGCUCACUGUUGGGAGCGGAUCUGCUUUCUAGCCACUUACCAAAUGGAUUACUAGUGGAUUAUAUUGGCACUCCGGGACCGACCACUCCAAGCAAUCAAUUUCAUCCACAAUCAACGGGCUUGCUCGACCAUCAUGGCAGUAGUGGAGGCGGCAUUCAGACUUAUACGGCAGAAGAUCUGCAGACGCUUGUCGAUGCUAGUUCGUUGCAGACUUCAGAUAAUGAUCGUAAAAUGUUUCUACAGUUUGUAAAUAAACCUGCCACUCAAAUGUCGCAUGAAGCACCGGUUAUUGUAACAAAUGCUAAGGACAUUACUUCUGUCAAUUCGAUCAGCGAUCACGACAAGCUCGCUCAACCAACCCACCAGCAGAUGACGAGCGUAAAUCACCUGCCUGUGGCUACAUCUACCAGUAAUUUUCUCCAUUAUCAUAAUCAGGACCAUCUUUUGAACACAGCACAUACGAGCGUGAACAAUAUGGUGCAAACUGGGAACAUUUUGACUACCUUAACUUCCCACAACACACCCCAUCAUCAUCAGCAUCAUCACCACCACCAUCCCCAUCAUCAACAAACACAAACGGCAUCCCACCAGAUCAUCCAGAACGCUGCCCAACAGCAUCAGCAGAACCAGUCGCAUCUGUCCUCUCUUCAUUCUAUGCUUCAAGGAGACUGCUCGCCCUCGAAAUUGUUUCAUGUUGCUUCGUCGGUUGCGAGUACGAGUAUUGCAAUCAGUACCGCUACAAGUCAGAAUGUAAGUUACAUAUUAACAGUUUUUAAUAUUCAAGAAGGUAAUCUAAUUUUUAUCCCGCAGUGCAUUCAAAUGCCGCCACUUGCCCCACUUAAAUGUAUUGAAUCUCCCAAACGGUAUCUCAGCUAUCAGAUAACUCAAUCACAAACUCCAGUGAUUGAGCGAGACCCCACCAAUGCAGUUGGUGGGGACAAUUUUCUGUCACGAGAUGACCUCAUAGAAUGCAGUGAGCCUCGGUCGGAGGAUGAAGAAGACGUCGAAGCAAACACUGGUCUGACCUCCAGCAAUCAUUUCACCAACACUUAUUUGCCCCACAAAAAACGGCUGUCUAAAAAGUUAGGCGACUCCAAAAACCAAUCAGAACAGUUUAACCGAAAUUCGGUCAUCUCCAACGAUCACCAGUCGGAUCAAAUUAAAAAGCUUCAACAACAGAGCAAAAAUAGCAUAAAAGAAAAUACUAAAUCCUUUGCAUGCCAGCUGUGUGGUGAAUCUUUUGAAGAUCAGCUCAUGUUUUUCACUCAUCUGAAAGGCCACUACGAACCGGUCGUGGGAACUUCUAACGAUGACGGUAAGAUUGGUGAUCCGAAAAAGAAACCCAAAUUGCCACGGGUAAAACAUACUAAAAAACUGAAGAAUGACAAAUCGUCUCGGAUACAGUCGGAAGAUAGUUCGACAUGCACGAAUCAGCCCAAUUUGAGCCUGGAUGCACAUCAUGUUUCACAAGACUUCAGUCAAGAAACGGAAAGUUGUGGCUAUCAGCAAAAUAAUCACCACCACGGAGCCGAUGUCAUUGUGAGCCCUUCGCAUCAACCAGCGUGCACCGAAUCGGAUAACGCCGGCGAGUUCAGCGAAACCGAGGAUAUGCUGGAAGGAAUCAGAAAUGUGGUACAAAAAGUGCAGGAAGCUGUCGACACCGAUACAAACGAUGGAUUGGUUGGAACGGUUGAAAGGCAGGUUAUUAGUAACGAUGAAAAGGCAUGGUAUCAAACGCAGCAUCAGCAUAUGUCAUCUAAUCAGACAGAUAUCGUCAAGGGGAUUGAUUUUAGUGAUGAGUUGGACACCCAGGAGAUUCACAUCAAUGCCGGAAGUGACAACUUUGUACUGUUUCUGAAUAAGGCGGACUUCCAUGAGCACGAUAUGCUUAAUCAUCGUGGUCAAGCUGCGCAGCAACCGUCACAUCAAUCGGGUCAACUUACGUCAAGUCAUAAUCCAUCUACGUCCUACAUUUUAGAUGCCGACAAUCAACUGCAGCAUCCGACGAUUGGCGAGUGUGAUAUACAGAAUAUACAGAUUCUGGACCUUGGUUCCGCUAGUAUCGAGAACCACGAUAUUGCCAAACUGGUAGACUUCAACCUCUCGGUAACAACAGCUCCCUUGCGAGAGCUUAGGGGAGCAAAACUGCUGAAAGACGAAAAUAAAUCCAACGCCGAAAACAACACUGAAGUCAACGAUGAUGAUGGUUUUUACGUGUUCGACGAAGGUGGUGACUCUGAAGAUUCAGAUGUCGAGGCUAAUGCAGGUAGCGAGGAAGAACAGACUGUCACUACGAACGAAGAGUACGCAGAAAAUGUGCACACGCAUCCGAAGGAGCAAUCAAUUUCGUCUGCUCCACCAUGUAAGAAGAAAGGUCGCAAAAAGUUGGGAGGCGAUUUAGAGAAUGAAACAGGCGAGCAGGCAGCGUUGAAGAAGCCUGGUAAAAAAUACCCCUGUGACGAGCCAGACUGUGAUAAGGUGUUCAACUCGAAAACAGCCGUUCGCUACCAUGAACUGCAGCACAAGAAUGAACGACCCUAUAAUUGUGUGCAGUGUCCGAAAAAUUUCUUCACCUCCAGUGCGUUGAAAGUUCACGAACGGUUACAUUCGGGCGAAAAACCUUACAAAUGCGAGGAAUGCGGAAGAGCGUUUCGCCAGUGGGGUGAUAUGAAAUAUCAUCAAUCGUCCAUUCAUUCGAACGAAAAAACCCAUCAGUGCGAAUUCUGUGGCAAGAAAUUUGCACGUCGCUAUUCACUGGUCCUGCACCGAAAGAUCCAUUUGAAUGAGAAGAACCACGUGUGUGACAUAUGCAACAAAGCAUUCAGAGCAAGCUCAUACCUUCAGUCUCACCGAAUGAUACAUACGGGAGAAAAACCGUACUCAUGCGCUAUAUGUUCAAAAAAGUUCCGCUGCGGCGGCGACAUGAAGCGGCAUCUCAAGACCCAUGACCGUAGUAAAGCUGUGACUAGCAGCAAAUCUAUUGUAGUACUAGAGGACGAUUCGCAUGGCAAAUCCUCUUCUUCAAGAACCUCUACCACCGUGACCAGAAGUUCCACAACCGAUGUGAUUGAUCUGACAAAAAUCAAGUCCGAAGGCUGCGCUAAAGUGAGCUCAAUUCAGGCACCUCCGGUAGUAACUGUACUGUCGAAGGAUAUCAGUCACGUCGGUAAGAUUGCAAAUUCCAACGGUCAACAACUGGUUUACCUUACGCAGGCCGCGGGAGGCCAGUUCCGGAAGCCGGAAGAAACUGUCCUGAUGGACGUCGCGAGAUGGUAGAGGAAAACCACACUCGUGGGCUAAGUAAGUGAUGCAAUUGUGUAGCAUAAGUAUUUUUUUACUGUCUGACAUGGUUCAAUUAGUUGUAUUUUAAAUUAUGAUAAGGAGAAAUAUUCUUUUUUGAAUAAACUGGCAUACGGUACACGAUUA